GGAUCAUAUAGAUCCGCUCAAGACAACUCUUGAUCCCUUUGUCAUCGGUCUGCUUAAUAAUCCUCCAACUCCUGAUGCACGAUAUAUCGUAUCAGAAAAGCCAGUAACGGAAGGAAACACAACACCGAAAUGAUGGCGGCGCAGCAAAAGCGCUAUCUAGAUGAAAAUGACUUCCGCGAAGGACUUGCAGCGCUCGACAAGGAACUGGGCGCCAACGAUUUCAUAGUAGCAUUCGCUCCAAUUCGCAUCAUCGCCGCCGGCGGCUUUCUGGCGGUCUCGUAUCUGCGCAAUCGUGAAAGCACCGGGGACAUCGAUUUUCUCAUGGAGCCCGAAUUCGCCGAAGACAAGGACAUUCAGCUUCCCUUGCAGGAAGCCAUCCGCGCCGUAGCAGUUCGGCACUCGUUCAACCUGGAGUGGGUCAAUGAGGAUAUGGCUGUCUUUGUGACCAGGAACACUCGCCAGGCCUUGUUCGCCAAGGCCGAGAGGCAGAACAUUACGCUGUUCAAAGGAGAGAAUCUCGAGGUUUUGGCGGCUCCUCUGGAGUGGGCUCUCGAGCGCAAAUUCCGGCGCAUCCAGUCCGGGGGCCGCGAUCAGAAGGGGGAUUUCGAUAUGCUCGACGCACUUGCGCUGUUGAGAGAGCUGAGAGUACGCAACAAGGGUCCUCUUGACGAAGAAUCGGGCCGCACGAUGGACGUGAACGGCUUCGAUGUCCUCCCGACCCAUGAGACCAUGCAACGGAUAGGGAGAGAAUAUCGGGCAAAAUACGGGGAGGAUGUCUUCAAGUAGAGCCCGGCUUGGCAGGAUUCUAUGAACCAAAGUAGAGGUG
Molecule: messenger RNA, 826 nt
Organism: Aspergillus brunneoviolaceus CBS 621.78
Lineage: Eukaryota; Fungi; Ascomycota; Eurotiomycetes; Eurotiales; Aspergillaceae
Exons: 2
Coding region: 130-786 (218 amino acids)
Source: RefSeq, a predicted model, not a curated record